CAGCUUUUUUUUCUCACCAUGUCUGGACGCGGUAAGCAGGGCGGUAAGGCGCGCGCCAAGGCUAAGACCCGCUCGUCCCGGGCCGGCCUGCAGUUCCCCGUGGGCCGCGUGCACCGACUGCUGCGCAAGGGCAACUACUCGGAGCGGGUGGGCGCCGGCGCCCCGGUCUACCUGGCGGCCGUGCUGGAGUACCUGACGGCCGAGAUCCUGGAGCUGGCGGGCAACGCGGCCCGCGACAACAAGAAGACGCGCAUCAUCCCGCGCCACCUGCAGCUGGCCAUCCGCAACGACGAGGAGCUCAACAAGCUGCUGGGCCGCGUCACCAUCGCGCAGGGCGGCGUCCUGCCCAACAUCCAGGCCGUGCUGCUGCCCAAGAAGACCGAGAGCCACCACAAGGCCAAGGGCAAGUAAAGCAGCGAGCGUACUAUCAUCGAACCCAAAGGCUCUUUUCAGAGCCAUCUACUUCUUCGUAUGAGAGCUGGCAGCAAACAAUUCCAGUUUGCAUCUAACUUGUUCAUCCACAGGGUUAACCUUUGAAACACCACCUUAAUCCCCUAAGCCACUAAAUACAAAGUUUAACUGGCUUCCACCUGAAGAACAAUGUAUUUACAAGUACAUGCUAUUGGUCUCAGGCCCUAGAAAAGC
Molecule: messenger RNA, 645 nt
Organism: Nannospalax galili (Upper Galilee mountains blind mole rat)
Lineage: Eukaryota; Metazoa; Chordata; Mammalia; Rodentia; Spalacidae
Product: histone H2A type 1-B/E
Exons: 1
Coding region: 19-411 (130 amino acids)
Cellular component (GO): nucleosome
Molecular function (GO): DNA binding; structural constituent of chromatin; protein heterodimerization activity
Source: RefSeq, a predicted model, not a curated record